Messenger RNA from Cinclus cinclus, 576 nucleotides. It is a transcript of the gene RPL21, whose product is annotated as ribosomal protein L21. Bases 53 to 535 code for a protein of 160 amino acids. Gene Ontology annotation, biological process: translation. The transcript has 6 exons. The record is from RefSeq and is a predicted model, not a curated record. Gene Ontology annotation, molecular function: structural constituent of ribosome. Lineage: Eukaryota; Metazoa; Chordata; Aves; Passeriformes; Cinclidae. Gene Ontology annotation, cellular component: ribosome; cytosolic large ribosomal subunit.
CUUCCUUUGGAGCCGGGGCGCCAUUUUGUGCGCACGCACGUAAUCAGCCAAAAUGACGAACACAAAGGGAAAGAGGAGGGGGACGCGUUACAUGUUCUCGAGGCCCUUCCGCAAGCAUGGAGUUGUCCCUCUGGCUACCUAUAUGCGGAUCUACAAGAAGGGUGACAUAGUUGAUAUCAAGGGUAUGGGUACUGUUCAAAAAGGCAUGCCCCACAAGUGUUACCAUGGCAAGACUGGAAGAGUGUACAAUGUUACUCAGCAUGCGGUGGGCAUUAUUGUUAACAAGCAGGUUAAGGGCAAGAUUCUGGCCAAGAGAAUUAAUGUGCGUAUAGAGCACAUUAAACAUUCCAAGAGCAGAGACAGCUUUCUGCAGCGUGUGAAGGAAAAUGAAAGGAAGAAAAAGGAAGCAAAAGAAAAAGGCAUUUGGGUUCAACUGAAACGUCAGCCUGCUCCACCAAGAGAAGCACACUUUGUGAGAACUAAUGGCAAGGAUCCAGAGCUGCUGGAGCCAAUUCCUUAUGAAUUCAUGGCAUAAUGUGUGUUUAAAAAAUAAAGAUAUCAUUUUGGACAAGUGUA